AUGCCGCCAGUGAGAGAAACCGAUUUUAAAAUUGACCUAGUGCCUGGAACUGGAGCUAUUUCUAAGGCACCAUAUAGGAUGGCACCUGCAGAGAUGCAAGAGUUUAAAGUGCAAUUGGAGGAAUUGUUGGAGAAAGGGUACAUUAGGACAAGUGUUUCACCUUGGGGAGCACCAGUGUUAUUUUUUCGAAAGAAGGAUGGAACCUUGAGGUUGCGUAUUGAUUACAGAGAGUUGAAUAAUAUUGAUUUGAGGUCUGGGUAUCCACCAAUUGAGAAUUGCGGAGGAAGAUAUACCAAAGACAGCGUUUCGUAUGAGAUAGAUUUUGUGGUUGUGUUAAUAAAUGAUAUAUUGGUGUAUUCGAAGGACAAAGAAGAGCAUGAGGGUCACUUAAGGAAAGUUUUGGAUAUACUUCGACAGAAAAAGUUGUAUGCUAAGUUAUCAGAAUGUGAGUUUUGGCUUGAGAAAGUUGCAUUUUUGGGUCAUGUGAUUUCGAAAGAAGGUGUUGAUGUAGAUCCAUCAAAGAUACAAGCAGUAACAGAAUGGGCGAGACCUAGUAAUUGGGAUGAGCAGUGUGAGAAAGCUUUUCAGGAAUUGAAGCAAAGACUUACUUCAGCAUCACUAGUUUUGACGUUACCAUCUGGAUUAGAAGGUUUUGAGGCGUAUAAUGAUGCUUCUAAGAAUGGGUUAGGAUGUGUAUUGAUGAACAUGAUUUGGAGGCAUUAUUUGUAUGGUGUGUCAUGUAAGAUUUUCACUAAUCAUAAAAGUCUGAAGUAUAUAUUUACUCAGAAGGAGUUGAACAUGAGACAAAGAAGAUGGCUUGAACUUAUAAAGGAUUAUGAUUUAGAGAUAUUGUAUCAUGAGGGUAAAGCGAAUAAAGUUGUUGAUGCAUUAAGUAGGAAGACUAGUCAUACGAUGAAUAUGAUGGUAUUAUCUGAGAGAUUGUGUGAAGAAUUCGGGAUAAUGAGUCUAGAGGUCAUAGAACAAGGGCAAGUGGAAGCUCAAUUGAAUGCACUAUGUGUGCAACCCACCUUAUUCGAAGAGAUUCAAGUGAAGCAAAGUAGUGAUGAGUGGAUGGUGAAGAUUAAGAAAAUGAAAGAAGAUGGAGUUGCCAUCGAGUUCGACAUCGAUGAGAAUGGUGUUAUUGUGAAGAUUCAACAUACGAGACCUGGUGGAAUGAUGCAACCUUUAAAAGUGCCGAGUUGGAAAUGGGAGUCUAUUUCAAUGGAUUUUGUGAUGGGAUUACCACUUACCAAGUCAGCUAAGAAUGCCAUAUGGGUUAUAGUGGAUCGUUUGACAAAGUCGGCCAGAUUUAUAGCAAUGAAGGAUACUUGGAGUAUGCAACAGUUGGCUAGUGCAUAUGUGCGAGAGGUUGUGAGAUUGCAUGGAGUACCAAAGGAUAUUGUUUCAGAUAGAGACUCGAUAUUCUUAUCCAAAUUAUGGGAGAGGUUACAACAACCAUUUGGGACAUUGCUCAAAUUUAAUACAGCUUUCCACCCUGCAACAGCUGGACAGACAAAGAGAACAAUUCAAAUUUUCGAGGAUAUGUUGAGAGCACGCGUGAUAGACAUUGGAGGAUCUUGGGAUGAUUAUUUGCCAACUAUAGAGUUUUCGCGGAAUUGGCAAUCUACCAUCUUCAACCAUAUCCAGUACAACAUGCUUCAAAGUCCAACGCUGUGA
Beta vulgaris subsp. vulgaris (sugar beet) is the source of this 1677-nucleotide messenger RNA. RefSeq names its product transposon Ty3-I Gag-Pol polyprotein. Lineage: Eukaryota; Viridiplantae; Streptophyta; Magnoliopsida; Caryophyllales; Amaranthaceae. The transcript is spliced from 7 exons. Gene Ontology annotation, biological process: DNA integration. Gene Ontology annotation, molecular function: nucleic acid binding. Bases 1 to 1677 code for a protein of 558 amino acids. The record is from RefSeq and is a predicted model, not a curated record.